Cladophialophora bantiana CBS 173.52 is the source of this 240-nucleotide messenger RNA. RefSeq lists its product as uncharacterized. The record is from RefSeq and is a predicted model, not a curated record. The coding region runs from base 1 to 240 and encodes 79 amino acids. The transcript has a single exon. NCBI's taxonomy places the organism in Eukaryota, Fungi, Ascomycota, Eurotiomycetes, Chaetothyriales, Herpotrichiellaceae.
AUGGCGCAGUUCCGCGCAAAGAAGCUCGACCUGGGCUGCUUCAUCAACUCCAAAAUCAUCCGCGACCACACAAAACGGAAGACGUUUGAGCAGUUUGAACCGCAGAGGUACACACCAGCACAUGACAUACAAUCUCUAUACACUAACACGGAAUUGAAUAAUCUAGGCAAGCUCUUCGGUACCUCGUCCGUAACACCUCCCUCCCGGACUGGGUACGAACAAAGGCACAAUUCGAGUUGA